UGCGCUCCCGUCGUCGUUCUUCUUCCCGGAGCCCCGGCCGGCUGCCUUUUUUCCUUUCCCCGCCUCAGGCGGAGCGCUUUCUCGGGCGUCAAGGUAGGAUUCCCUCCCCCUCCGUCCGUAGCGUAAAAUGGCGCCGGGCCGGAGAAACUGGCUGGGCCGCUGAAGGGAGGGGGUUGACCGUGGAAAAGUAGGCCGGCUUGGUGGGGGCCCCAUCGGGGCAGGGCCCAGCGAUGCGGCAGCGACUCUGCCGGCUUAUUACUCUGCGGGCCUCCUCCUCCUCCCUGCGGCCGCUUCCUUCAGCGCGCCGGCUUUUCCUGAGGCAACAGCAGCAGCAGCGUCUCUUCGUUUGCGGGCUUUCGCAAGAAAUAUACUACAAAAUGAAUGAUCUUGCUAUCAAAAGAAUAACAAAUGAAAUUAUCAAAUCACCUGAAGAUAAACGAGAAUAUCGUGGAUUAGAACUGGCAAAUGGCAUCAAAGCAGUGCUUAUCAGUGAUCCCACUACUGACAAAUCUUCAGCUACACUUGAUGUGCACAUAGGAUCGUUAUCUGAUCCCAUUAAUAUUCCUGGAUUAAGCCAUUUUUGUGAACAUAUGUUAUUUUUGGGAACUAAAAAAUUCCCAAAAGAAAAUGAGUACAGCCAAUUUCUGAGUGAACAUGGAGGGAGUUCAAAUGCUUUUACCAGUGGAGAACACACCAACUAUUAUUUUGAUGUUUCACAUGAACACUUAGAAGGUGCUCUUGAUAGGUUUGCCCAAUUUUUCUUGUGCCCUCUCUUUGAUGAAAGCUGCAAAGAUAGAGAAGUAAAUGCUGUUGAUUCUGAGCAUGAGAAGAAUUUAAUGAAUGAUUCAUGGAGACUAUUUCAGCUCGAAAAGGCUACUGGAAAUCCUAAUCAUCCAUUUAGCAAAUUUGGCACAGGGAACAAGUACACUUUGGAGACUAGGCCAAACCAAGAAGGAAUAGAUGUAAGGCAAGAGCUUUUGAAGUUUCACUCCACUUACUAUUCAUCAAAUUUAAUGGCUGUUUGUGUUUUAGGACGGGAAACUUUAGAUGAGCUAACCAAACUGGUGGUAAAGUUAUUUUCUGAAGUGAAGAAUAAAAAUGUUCCAAUACCGGAAUUCCCUGAGCAUCCCUUCCAGGAAGAACAUCUCCGACAACUUUACAAGGUGGUACCUAUUAAAGAUUUUAGAAAUCUUUAUGUCACAUUUCCAAUACCAGAUCUUCAGAAGUACUACAAAUCAAACCCUGGCCACUAUCUUGGUCACCUUAUUGGGCAUGAAGGUCCAGGAAGUCUUUUAUCGGAACUGAAAGCUAAAGGCUGGGUAAGCACACUGGUUGGCGGACAAAAAGAAGGUGCUCGAGGCUUCAUGUUUUUUAUCAUUAAUGUUGAUCUUACUGAAGAAGGACUGUUACAUGUGGAAGAUAUUAUUUUACAUAUGUUUCAAUAUAUUCAAAAGUUACGUACAGAAGGACCUCAAGAAUGGGUUUUUCAAGAAUGUAAAGAUCUAAAUGCUGUAGCAUUCAGAUUUAAAGAUAAAGAAAGACCCCGAGGUUAUACAUCUAAACUUGCAGGGAUGCUUCAUUACUAUCCCAUUGAAGAAGUUCUUGCUGCUGAAUAUUUACUUGAAGAAUUUAGGCCAGAUUUAAUAGAAAUGGUAUUGGACAAACUGAAACCUGAAAAUGUCCGGGUUGCAAUUGUCUCUAAGACAUUUGAAGGAAAAACUGAUAAAAAAGAACGGUGGUAUGGAACCCAGUACAAGCAAGAAAAGAUUUCUGAUGAAGUCAUUAAGAAAUGGCAAAAUGCUGACCUUAAUGGAAUUCAAACUUCAAUGAAAAAUGAAUUUAUUCCUACUAACUUUGAAAUUGUAUCUUUGGAGAAGGAAGCACCACAGUACCCAACUCUAAUAAGGAUACUGCUAUGUGCAAAACUGUGGUUCAAGCAGGAUGACAUUUUCCUUCCUAAAGCGUGUCUCAACUUCGAAUUUUCAAGCCCAUUUGCUUACGUGGAUCCCUUACAUUGUAACAUGGCCUAUUUGUACCUUGAACUACUCAAAGACUCCCUCAACGAGUAUGCAUAUGCAGCAGAACUAGCUGACUUGAACUAUGGCCCAAAUACCAUCUAUGGGAUGUAUCUUUCUGUAAAAGGUUAUAAUGACAAGCAACAUAUUCUACUGAAGAAGAUCAUUGAGAAAAUGGCUACCUUCGAGGUCGAUGAAAAGCGGUUUGAAAUUAUCAAGGAGGCGUAUAUGCGAUCGCUUAACAACUUUCGAGCUGAACAGCCACAUGAGCACGCAAUGUAUUACCUUCGGCUCUUAAUGACAGAAGUUGCAUGGACCAAAAAUGAAUUAAAAGAAGCUUUAGAUGAUGUCACUCUUCCUCGCCUCAAGGCCUUUAUUUCACAACUGUUGUCACGGUUACAUAUUGAAGCACUUCUCCAUGGCAAUAUAACAAAACAGGCUGCAUUAGGAGUUAUGCAAAUGGUUGAAGACACUCUGAUUGAGCAUGCUCAUACAAAACCUCUGCUUCCCAGCCAGCUAGUAAGAUAUAGGGAAGUACAGCUGCCUGAUAGAGGAUGGUUCGUCUAUCAACAGAGGAAUGAAGUUCAUAAUAAUUGUGGAAUAGAAAUAUAUUAUCAAACGGAUAUGCAAAGCACUUCGGAGAAUAUGUUUUUGGAGCUCUUCUGUCAAAUUGUCUCAGAGCCUUGCUUUAAUACUCUGCGCACUAAGGAACAAUUAGGUUACAUUGUGUUCAGUGGUCCCCGGAGGGCUAAUGGUGUCCAAGGUCUGCGGUUCAUCAUCCAAUCAGAAAAGCCGCCACACUACUUAGAAAGCAGGGUGGAAGCCUUUUUAAAAACCAUGGAGAAAUCCAUAGAAGAUAUGUCUGAAGAAGCUUUCCAAAACAUCCAGGCUUUAGCCAUUCGCCGCCUUGACAAACCAAAGAAACUAUCUGCCGAGUGUGCAAAGUAUUGGGAUGAAAUCAUUUCCCAGCAAUAUAACUUUGAUAGAGAUAACAUUGAAGUGGCAUAUCUCAAAACCCUUACUAAGGAUAAUAUAGUGCAGUUUUAUAAGGAAUUGUUGGCAGUAGAUGCCCAAAGAAGGCACAAAAUAUCGGUCCAUGUACUAGCAAGGGAAAUGAAUUCCUGUCCUGUUGUAGGAGAAUUUCCAAGCCAAAAUGACAUAAGUCUAACACCAGCACCACCACUGCCACAGCCGAUUGUGAUUGAAAACAUGACUGAGUUCAAACGCAGCCUACCACUUUUCCCUCUGGUGAAACCUCAUAUCAAUUUCAUGGCCGCAAAACUGUGAAGAACCUUGCUGGAUGAAGAACUGGAAGAGGAUUAAUGCGCCUUCAGUGGCUUUUCAUAAUGGACAAAGACCUUGUCCUUGAGGACGAGUGUCCCAGGAUUCCUGAUUCCUUCUAGGUUCAUCCAGCAUCAAUGCUGCAAUAGGGAUACAGCAAGUUUAAGCAAGUAUGCUCUAGUCGUGUGUUAUAUGUUUGUCAUAGAGCCACUACCAGAAACUAAAAUUAAGUGGUAUAUAUGAAGAUCUGUGUAGGUAAAUGGUAUAUUUUACAAUAAUGUGGCCCUUUAAAAGUUUAGUUUGCAUGGAUUGUGAAGAAGUUUCCAUACCAGUCUGAUCUUCCACUUGCAAAUCAUUACUUUUUUAAACAAAGAUCAACUGUUUUGGAAGCAUAUUUUACUGUACA
Molecule: messenger RNA, 3702 nt
Organism: Thamnophis elegans (Western terrestrial garter snake)
Lineage: Eukaryota; Metazoa; Chordata; Lepidosauria; Squamata; Natricidae
Gene: IDE
Product: insulin degrading enzyme
Biological process (GO): peptide catabolic process
Cellular component (GO): cytosol; peroxisomal matrix; mitochondrion
Molecular function (GO): metalloendopeptidase activity; metal ion binding
Source: RefSeq, a predicted model, not a curated record